Messenger RNA from Austrofundulus limnaeus, 405 nucleotides. RefSeq names its product receptor-type tyrosine-protein phosphatase mu. Gene Ontology annotation, cellular component: membrane. The record is from RefSeq and is a predicted model, not a curated record. Lineage: Eukaryota; Metazoa; Chordata; Actinopteri; Cyprinodontiformes; Rivulidae.
CCUCCUCCUCGCGCUCUCUCAGAGCAGAACCGGAGCAGAGGUUCGGAGGUACCGCUCCUCUGUGCGCGCGGCUCCGUGAUUGUACUCACGCGCGCUCCUGUGUGUGUUUGUGUGUGCGUGCGUGCGCGGGAAAGCCCCGGAGGAGGAGGAGGAGGAGGAGGAGGAGGAGCGGCUCGGAGUUCUGAGGACUUUCUCCGAACAUGGACCGGACUGGAAGUUUGGUUCUGGUCCCGGUCCUCCUGCUGCUCUGCACGGGACACACGCGCACGAGCGCAGAGACUUUCAAAGCCUGUCUGAUGGGUCAGGGUCCGGACUGUACUCUGGUCCAGUCCAAAGAGGAUGACUUUGACUGGGAGAAGGGAGACCCCAGAGAUCGUCCAACCAGUAAUCCAUGGAUUCCUUCAG